Molecule: messenger RNA, 1026 nt
Organism: Opisthorchis viverrini
Lineage: Eukaryota; Metazoa; Platyhelminthes; Trematoda; Opisthorchiida; Opisthorchiidae
Exons: 7
Coding region: 1-1026 (341 amino acids)
Biological process (GO): neuron differentiation; regulation of transcription by RNA polymerase II
Cellular component (GO): nucleus
Molecular function (GO): RNA polymerase II transcription regulatory region sequence-specific DNA binding; DNA-binding transcription factor activity, RNA polymerase II-specific
Source: RefSeq, a predicted model, not a curated record
AUGCAGAAUAAACGCCAAUGCGGCACACAUCGAUCUUUAGUAGACAACUACUUGUUUCCACAGUGUGCCGGUUGCAAGCAGCUCGUUUUGGACCGGACGGUAAUGCGGGUGUUGAAUCAACACUGGCAUACCAACUGUCUCAAAUGCAUGGACUGUGGGGCAUCUCUGUCGGAUAAGUGCUUUAUGCGAUUGGACGAGAUCUAUUGUAAGAACGACUUUUUUCGUCGAUUCGGAACCAAAUGUGCCGGAUGUGAAAGAGGUAUUCCACCAACGGAGGUCGUCCGGACUGCCCAAGAUAAUGUCUAUCACAUGGACUGUUUCGCCUGCGUGAUCUGUGAUCGUCUUUUGAACACUGGGGAUGAGUUUUAUUUGCUACGUGAUCGAAAGUUGAUGUGCAAGUACGACUUCGAGACAGCCAAAGCACGUGUGUUCAACACCGAUGCUUCACUGCCGUACAACCAUGAUUUAUUUGAAAGCCUUGUUGUAAAGAAAAGAAUAGAGUUGGACGGAGAAGGGACUUGGUGUUAUCUUACCACAAUCAUUCCGAGGUACCUAUACCUCCAGACAUUCACUCAGGCAAUCUGGGUAGAAACUGACAACAAGAACGUCACUGACAUCGGGUUGCUGCAAACUCUACGACAACCCAUGACCGGUUCCGCCCUCCCAAUUCUGGCUCAUCAGGCGAAAUCUGAACUUGACAGUGCCAACAAGCGUCCUCGGACUACCAUCACUGCAAAACAGUUGGAAGCCUUGAAAAGGGCCUACAACGAAAGCCCUAAACCGGUCCGUCAUGUUCGUGAGCAGUUAAGCGCCGAAACCGGAUUGGAUAUGCGUGUGGUUCAGGUGUGGUUCCAAAAUCGCCGCCCACCACCAGUUUCGUUCUUCUUGGGGCCAUCAGGUAAGCGCAGUCUCCGAGUUUCCGUCAACCUUAUGUUCUACUUGAAAACAAAUUGCACGAAAUCAGCGAGAUACACUCAUUUGCAAGCUAAUUUGGACUUGCGACAGACUCUGCUGGAACGCAGCUGA